Rotaria sp. Silwood2 is the source of this 480-nucleotide messenger RNA. The record is from the annotation of a GenBank genome assembly. Lineage: Eukaryota; Metazoa; Rotifera; Eurotatoria; Philodinida; Philodinidae.
AUGUUUUUAUAUUCACGGUGUGACCAACAUGUAUGUACACGUCAUAGUGGUUUUGGUCAUGUACCUGCUUUUGCAAGUAAUAAUAAUAAUAAAACAAUAAAGGUAUCAAUUAAUAAUAAAUUUGAAAAUUCUAUUAAUUGGACAGCAAGUGAUGUAAAAAAACCUGAUAAUAUCAAUGAUUCGACAUCUAUACGAGAAGCACUUCAAUCAACUACGGUAUCAAGAUUGGAAGCAUUAGUAAUUGAUGAACAUGAACAAAUUGAUUUUGUACAAAAUGAAAAAGAACGUAAAUAUAAAAUUAAUAUAAAAACUGAUUCAAGUGGUACAUCACCAAUAGUAGUUUACGAUGACUUGAUCGAUAAUAUCAAGCUUAAUGAAACAUAUAUAUUUACUCAAGUAAAAACAAAAACAAUUCAUGACAAUAAUAUUUUAACCACCAAUUCAAAUAGUACUAUUUCUAAAACCAACAUAGUAGGUUAA